This is a messenger RNA of Cotesia glomerata, 9380 nucleotides long. RefSeq names its product centrosomal protein of 290 kDa-like. The transcript has 12 exons. NCBI's taxonomy places the organism in Eukaryota, Metazoa, Arthropoda, Insecta, Hymenoptera, Braconidae. The record is from RefSeq and is a predicted model, not a curated record. Bases 162 to 9020 code for a protein of 2952 amino acids. Gene Ontology annotation, biological process: signal transduction. Gene Ontology annotation, molecular function: molecular adaptor activity.
CUGGGCAUUUCACAAAUGAACACAAGCAAGAGUGUACUGCACAUCGUAAUUCGUUACAAAAUGUAAUUAAACAGUUGUAUAGUUUUAAAAAAAUACAGAGAUUUUCAUAUUUAUAUAAUUUUUAUUUAGUAAGUGACUAAGAAUAUUAAUAACGAAAACAAAUGGACAGUGAAAAGAAAAAAAGCGCUAAGAGACGUUCCUUGGAGGCCGGCAGAGAAAUGCUGGCCAGAUAUAAGGAGUCACUUCGAAAUAUUGAUACGAGUCAAACUGGAGAGCCUUCUGACGAAAGUUUUGUCCUCAAUGAUACACAGCAGUCUGUUGAUCCACAAAGCCUUUUGAUGCUUGAAGAUACUUCAUGUAAAGACACAACACAGAGCAGUAUCAGUAUGAGCGAAGGAGAGGGUGAUGGCGAUAUUGACGGUAUGGCGGGUCGUGUAGCUGAGUUGAAGGAACUUAUGCAAGGUAAAGAGGCUAUGAUUGAGUCAUUGAGUACAGAAAUUGAAAACAUGAGGGCCGAAGCUGGUUCUCCGAAUUCCUCACAGAGUCAGAACAGCAGCACUCAAUACAAAGACCUUUUUAAUGCAUACAAAAGUAAAGUUUUUGAGUUUGAGCAAGCAAUAAAGGAGCGUGAUGACUAUAUCAAUCAUUUGACUGUACUAUUGGAGCAGACUUUAGCAUCUAGAGAUUCAUUAAAAACACAAUUGGCUGCUUUGAAACCUAUUUCUGUGCCUCGGAGUGAUACUGACGGACAACUGGAUGUUGAUAAAAAGAUUCAAGAUCUAGAAGAGGCUUUAGGUAAUCAUGUAGAAGUUAUUCAAAAGCUUAAUGAACAAUUACUUGACUCUUGCAAACAAAUAGAUCAACUGGAAGUCGAUAAAAAAUCGCAGGAUGCAGAAAUAGUUAGUUAUAAAUUCACCAUAAAUAAACUCAAUGAAGAUCUACAGAAAUAUUCAGAGAUGAUGAAUAUGUAUGAAGAGACAAAAAAUACUAUUACAAAAAGAACCGAGUCAGUGAUUGAAAAAUUCAAGGCUGAACUAGAUGAUCAAAAACAGUUACAUGAACAGCAAAUCAAAGAGCUUAAUGCUAAUCAUCAAGCUGAAGUAGCAAAAAUUAAACAGCGUUAUGAAGAACAGUAUAAAGGAUUAUUUGAGCGUUUUAAUUCUGAGUUACCAGCGCUUGAAAGUAAACACUCCAAGGAGUUGCACGUUUUUCAAACUCAAUUAACAACUUAUAAAAAAAUUAUGAAUAAUCUUAAAACUGAUUUAGAUAAUCGAAUUAAAUCUGAACAAUUAGUAAUGUCUGAUUUGAAUAAUUCUAAGAGACAAUUGAUGCUCUGUCAACAAGAUAAGGAAAUGCUUGAGGAACAGAUAAAAUUACACAAAGUACAAGUUGAAGAGUUAACUGUUAAAUACAUGGCUGCUAGCAGUGUUUUGAACUCAAAAGAAAGCAUUGAGAGAUCUUUAGAAGAAGCAUUGAUUAAUGUUGAGACACUUAAGCGCGAUUAUGAAACACUUCAAUCAAAGUAUGAUGAUGUAAGUGCUAAAUACGCAGCAACACAGUCUUUGAUUGAAAAUACUCAAUCACACGAAAGAGCUAUGAAUCACAGAGGUUUUGAAUAUGAUAAAUCGUUGUCACGUAUGAGUGGUCUCAAUGCUAGUUUUGCUAGUGAAAUAAAUGCUACAACUUAUCAGACAUUUGAUGAUUUUAGUAUUCAGUAUGAGAUGAUGAAAAAACGGUUGGAAGAAAAAGAUUCAUUAGAAAAAAAAUUAAUUGAUAAAAUUAGUGGUCUUGAGGAUAAAAUUUCCAAAAUCACCAAACAGCUGGAAGAAACCAAUUUAGAGAAAGAGUCUUAUGAAAAACAAUUCAAGGAUGCUAAAAAUAGGUGUGAUAAAAUGAUGUCUGAAUUAAAAACAAUGAAAGAAUCAAACGCUACAGUACCUCAACCUUUUCCCAGUUCUAUUUAUUUCCCUGAUAAUAACUCUACAUCUUUAAAUGAUUCUUUGUCGGAGCAAAAGGAUAUUCGCAAUGAUUCGAACAAAAUAGAGUCUUUUAAUAGGGAGAUUGAGGAGUUGAAGCAGGCACUUCAACAAAAAGAUCAGGAGCUCACAGAAGCGGAUACUAAGCUUCGCAAGGCUAUGGAAAAAAUUAAACAGUACAAAGCUGAGUGUGAUCAAGCUAAAAGCGGACUUGCCCGAGCUUGGGAGCAUUGUGCUGAAGUUGGUGAACGUUUAAAUCAAACACUUGCCAUUAAUGAAAGUCGUUUUACUGAUUCAAUAAUGACGACGUUCAGUAAUAAUAAUAAUACUACUACCAAUGAUUUAAUCGAUCAGUUGGAAGAAUCUAGUGAUAAAAUUGCCAUCUCUUCGUGUAAGUAUGAAGAUGAGAGUAUUAUUAGUACGUCAGAUAAAAUUUCUAGUCUUAGUCAUUUGGGAAAGCAGCUGAAUUGUUUACAUGUUCGGACGGAAAAUAUUGAAUUGGAGAAUCAAAAAUUAAAAGAAGAAAAUACGGAGCUUUUGAAAGUCCGAGAUAAUUGGGAAAAAAUUAAAGCUGAUAUGGAAAAACGUCAUGCUCAAGAAAUGGAAGAAGUGAGAACGUAUUUUGAGGAUAAGUGCGUUCAAAUAGAAAAACAAUAUUCUGAGGAUGUGUUCAGUCAACAAUCAAAAAAAAUGUCUGAUGACAGCGAAGUUGAAGAAAUGGCUGAUGACUUGUAUUGUGGAGGCGGUGGCGACUGUAUUGUUAGUAUUAAUAAUAAAACUGUUGAUAACUCCAAAACUCAAGUUACAGCUGAUCGUCAUAUUAAAUGUGAAGACUUGAAUCGCAAUUCUAUUCUUGAAACUAAAGUACACCAGCUUUGUCAAACAGAAUUGGAUGCUGCUGUCGAGAGUAGCGAGUUAACCGAGCUACGGGCUGCCUACAGCCAGCAGCUUGCGGAACAAAUUGCACUCGCCAAAUGUGACAUUGUCAACGCACUCCAGGAACAAAUUCAGGCAUUAGUAAGCGCUGAAUCAUCUUCGGAAGAAAAUUGGCCACCAGAACUUCUGGAACUACGUAAUAAAUUUACCAACAAUGCAAAGCGUGAUAUAGAAAAAUUAAAAGAAGACCAUUUGCGUGAAAUAAAUCAAUUGAAGGAAGAACACUCACGUAAUUUAAGUAAAACAAUUGAACGUUACCAAGAAGAAGUUAAUAAAUUAAGUAGUGAAAUUAAGGCUUGUAAUCAAAAUAAACAUGUAAGUUUAGUAAAUAAUGAUGAUAAAUUCAUCCAACGAGAUAAUUUAUACAAAACAUGUGCGACACUAAAGAGUUCAGUAGAAGAACUCAUUAAAUAUUUUGCUAAUUGUGAAGAGGAAUUAAAUAAUAUAUUAAUGACCCAAGUAUUAAAACGACAAAUAUCAAAUAUUAACAAUUUAACAAAUGAUGAAACAGAUUUAUAUAAGAGUGAAGCAGAUAUUAAUUUAACGUCAUCUACAUCUUUAUCUCCUACGAUGAAAAUAAAACGAGUUCAUUUUGCUCCUUUGCCUAGUCAGAUAUCCACAAUUAUGAAAAAUGAUUCUAAUAUUCUAAUCGAUUUAAUCGAAGCUGAUAAUGAUAUUGCGGGCAAAUUACGCAUUGAGUUACAAAAAUGUUUACAGAGAUUAAAAACAGAAAGUGCGGAAAUAUUUGACGUUAAUUUAUCAUCCGACGAUUCGGUGAUUGAUGCUCUGUCAAAACAAAUUUCUUGGACAACUAAAAUUAAUGAGGAACUUAAUGCUAGACUUUCUGAGGCUGAAAAUACUAUUGAAGAAUAUCAAGAUGAAUCACAACAAUUGAAAUGUAAAAUAAUGGAUCUUCAGCAAAAAUUAAUAGCCAUUGAUACUCGAAAAGAAAUUAUUUCUGAAGGGUAUGGUGAACAGGACAACACAGAAAGAGAACUUGUUGUACAAGACUUCAACCAAUUACAUGAAAGAGCGAGACAAGCGAUUAUGAAUGGAGCUGGUGAUAACUCAUACUUACUUCAAUUGAUUGAAGAAUUAUGUAGAUAUCACGACAAACAAUCAGAAGACAAUAGAAAAGAAAAAGAAGACUUACAACAACAGCAGGUGUUAAUGUCCCCUCCUUCCCCAAGCAUAUCAAGGGUUCGAUGUCAAAAGAUUGAAGCGGCGGAUAAGCAAUUACGUUCAACUCGUAAGUUCCUCGAGGAGCAAGCUAGUGAGCGUGAGAUUGAACGCGACGAUGCAGCACGACAAAUACAAGCGUUACAAGAACAUCUUAAAGAACGUGAACGCGAGAAGGAACGCGAUUUGCGUAUUUCAUCUGAGCCGGCUUCACUGUCUCCUGAACCAUCAUUGGUCAUUCCUACGCUUCAAAAUUUUGAUGGGCAAGACGUCGAAGGGUUAGAGCAACAAAUACGUGAAAUGUCUCAAACAAUACAAGACUUGGAAUCAAAGAAAACCGCUGUCGAUGAUGAAUUGAAAGCAGCUGUUGACAAAAUAUGGGAGCUUCGAGAUAUUAUCGUGAGCUUGGAGACUCAACUUGAAUCAAAAACCGAGUUAGAGAAGCAUUUGUUAAAUCAAAUUGAACAGAACAAGGAAAUAAUUUCCUCUCAGAAUCAGCAUAAUCAGGAGUUGGCUCAAGAGUUAGAGACUCUGAAAUUGGGCGGUGACAAUACACAAGAUGAUCAUAUAAUUCAUUUGCAAGAAGAACUAAGAAAACACAAAUUAAGUACAGAACACUUUAAUGUUAAUUCUACGGCUUUAAGGCAAAUGAAAUCUGAGCUACAAGAUAUGCAAAAUCACUUAGAUAAAAAAACUAAGGAAUUAGAAACACUUCAUAUGUGUGGUUCUAACUUGAGUAUUAGUCAACCCAGUGAAGAUGUUUCUAUACGCGAUCAAAUUGACGCUACGAGAUGUCCUACACCUGAUGAUCCUAAUGCACCGCCUACUCUACCGCUUGACCAGCUUCUUAAAUUAAAAGAUAAAUUAUUAAAACACACUCGAGCUGAAGAAGUCGCUCUCAAACGGAUUAAAGACCUUGACAUGCAAUUAUCUACUUUGAAAAUUCAAAAUGAGGAGUUGCAAGCAGAGCAAGAAAUCUUACAGCAAACAAAUUCAGAGCAGCUGUUUCAAAUCGAAGCUAUGCGCGGUCGAUUGGAGCAGUAUAAACAGAGUGCACCGUUUGCUCAACGACAAGCUACGUCACGUCUUGAAUUACAGUUGCACGAAGUCAAUACUAAAGUUCAUUCAAUGGAGCAGGAAUUAGCUAACAAGGAUCGUGAACUACUCGACGUAAAAUAUCAACUUGAACGUAAGUCUCAGUUAUUGCAGGAUAAACAGGACGAGCUUUUUACAGUCGUACAAACGGAGAAUGACAUAAUAAAUGAGUUGAAAAAUCGCGUUGAACAUCUAGAGCAGGAAAAACGUGUGUUGGAAACUAAAUGCAGUAGUCAAGAACGCGCACAACAAGAAUUACCGCAAUUGAUUGAGUCAAUGCUCACUGACAAGAAUGAAGAGAUUGAUCACCUCAAAGAGCAAUUGUCGAAAAAAGAGAAGCAGUUUGAAGUGUACACUUCUUUACAGAUGGAAGAAGGUAACCUUCAACAUGGUAAAAAUGAGCCGAAAAAUAGCGCAAGAACGUUGAGUGAUAUAUUAUCAAUACACUCAGAGUGUGAAGAAAUAUCCGAAGCGAUUCGUGAGGGCUCCAAUGUUUUACAUAACACAGCUUUAAAUAUAUCUUCGGCAAAAGUUCCGGGUUCAUUUGUUACAAAUGAUCAGCUUGACGGAUCAUCAGUUCCGUUUAUGGACUUACAAAAAUCAGAUUUAAGGAAUCCACCACUUGAAUUAAGCAGUCAGCCAUACAGCUUCACAAGCUCUCAACAUGUUUCACAGCCGCAGUUAUCCGCUAUUGAAUCAGUACACAGCGAAGGAGAAUUUAACUCACCAAAACGUAAUAGUAGUGUUGUAUCUGAUGGAGCUGGAGGAUCUACGAGUAAAAAUAAACAGUCGGGUAGUUUGUCAAAGACGGAUAUAAUAACACCAACGCGCACCAAGUCAGUAUUAGUAGGGUCUAAUUUAUCACAACCGUGUAUUGAAGAUUUGGAAAAUCAAUUAAAAGCUAUUCACAACGAGUUGCAAGCAAAAUCGGCAACUUUGAGCAAACGCGAAUUGGAACUCGAUGCUUUGCAAAAAAGUCUUGAUGAAUUGCGAGCUGAAUUUAAAGAUUCUAUUGAUACGGUUACACGUGAUAAAGUAUUCUAUAAAAAUCAGUAUGAAUUAUCGCAGGAGUCGGAAAAGAAAAUUCGAAAUGAUUUGGAGGAGGUUGAAAAUAUUUUGAAAAUUCGUAAUGAAGAGCUGGAAAUUUACAGAGAUAAAUUACAAACAAAUGAACAAGUACUUCAUGAAUUGCAGAAUGAGAACGAUACUUUGAGAAAAGAUAUUAGAAAAAUAUGUGACGAUAAUAUGGCGUAUCAAACGACAAUACGAGAAAAAGUUCAAGAAUUGAAAAAUUUGAAAGAUAUUAUUUUUGAGAAAGACAUCACAAUAGAAACUAUUAAAACUCGUAAUGUUGAGAUUGAAAAUGAGAAUAAACAGCUGUAUACUUUUAAGACUAAAUUUGAAAGCUGUCGCAAAGAUUUGAUGGACAAGCAGAGUGAUAUUAAACGUUUGACUGACGGGUUAAAUAGCCGGGAUGAAUUGAUCCAGCGGUUGGAAGAAAUGGCAAGGCGUAGGAGUUUAUCUAACACUUAUCCUAUGACUGAUAAAGAUCAGGAGAUUCAUCAUUUGCAGGAGUAUAUUAAGGAAAAGGAUAAAGUAAUAAAACAGAUGACCGAUGACAGUAAAAGUUUACAACGUUCUUUAGAAACUAUUCAAAGUAAAAUAAAAGAAUCUGGCAAUGUUAUCGAGCUAAGAAAAAAACUCAAGGAAGAGAGGAUGUUUAAUGACGAGUUGACUAAAAUGGUGGCUAAGCUGAAACAAGAAUUAGAAAUUUUGAAGGACGAAUCUGUUAGACAGUCAUCGGAAGGCGCUGAUAUUGAAGAUAUGGUGCAGCGUGAAUUGAAUUUAUCCGCUGAUUUGGAUAGAAAAAUAUUGGACGCCAUUGAAAAUGAAUCUGAAGAAUUAACGAUGGGUCGAAGAGUAGAUCACGCUUGCAACUCAAUCAAACCCUUCGAGCAAGAUAUUGAAAAAAUAAUGCAACAGUACUCUGAUAUUCGACGAAAAUUAAAGCAAGCUAAUAAAUUGAAUGAACAGUUACUGCAUGAAAAGAAUGAACUGGAAAUUGAACAGGAUAUAUUAAAGUCACAAAUAAUGGAUUAUGAAAAUAGGAUCUUGGAAAUAAAAUCAGAUCUUGACGAUGAGAAUAAGAAAAAUAUGACUUUAGUUGAAGAUUUAUCAGUACAUAAGAUAAUGAUUCGGGAUUUGCAAAUACAUGUACAAAAGGAAAAAAAUAAAUCACGUAGAACACAAAUGGAAGACGCUGAUAUUAUAAAAGAAUUGAGACUACGUUUGACUACAUCGUUGGAUGUAGAGAAAGAAUUGAGAGAUAGUUUAGCCACUGCCAGACAAAAUUACAAGUUGUUACAGGUUAAAUUGAAUAAUCUUAAAGAAACGAUAGAACCCGAGCGGUCGGGUAAUAUUUCCUCGUCGCCUGAGUUACAGGAAGCUGAGAAAAACGACUUGAUGAUGGCUGAAAAGUAUGAGAAGGUUGUAAGAGAGCUUAUUGAAUUGCAAGAUACAUUAAAAAUAAAUCAAGCUGAGAAAAAUCGUUAUGAAAAGCAGCUGGAAAUUGAGUUAGAGGAACGAGAACGUUUGUUGAGUCAAAUAGCUCUUGUUGAAAGUAGCAAAGAGCAUCUGGAGAUUGAGUUAAAACGGACUAAAGAAGAGCUAAAGAGCUAUCAAGACGAAUCUAAAUGGCUAAAGAAACGUUUGGACAGUAUUCUAGAAGCUGAUGAAAAGAAACAAAGUCAGCGCAGUGAUGAACAAAAUGAGUUGAAGAAUUUGAGACACGAGCUUAAGAACACCAAAGAAGUGAUGCGUGAUCUGGAAAUCGAUUCUAAGGAAUUAAAACGACAGUUGGAAAGAGCGCAAAUCGAGCAAGAUCAGGUGACUCAUGUGUUGGCUAACUUGAGGAAAAGCGAGAGUGUGCUUCAGAAGAAAUUAAACGCUGCCAAAAAUGAUGAGGAACGUUUGAAGGAAGUGAUUGAAGAGCUCCGGGCAGAACUGCAAGCUAGAUUCAACAGAGAGCUAGAGCUGUCGAAGGGAUUUUUACAAGAAAACUCUGCUGGAGAUAAAAAUAUGUCUGCUAAAUUGAUCAAUCAAAUCACUGAGCUGACCAGUGAAAAUGCAAGAUACUCGCUUGAGAAAGGAGUUUUGCACGAUAAAUUAAUUAAAGCCCGGGAAGAAAUUGAAAGACAUGUCGUACGCGUUAAAGAAUUGGAAUUGAUGUUACAGCAUAGUGAUGGAGUUACGUCUUCGCAUGAUAAUAAUCAGCUGUUGAUGAAACUUCAGUAUAUUUAUGCAAAAUAUAUGCGUGUGGAUAGUAAAAGAAAGGCUUUGGCUUUCCAAAAACGUUACUUACUCUGUGUCAUUGGUGGGUAUCAGUUGUCUGAAGAUAAUGCAAGGUCAAUGUUGGCGAAAUUAACUUCUGUGGAGCGUUCAUUUAUAUCUGAGCAGACACUCCAUGUUGUAAAAACCUGCCCCAGAGCGCGUUUCAGAUCGGCUGUAUUGCUUGUUAUUGGCUUACGUCGUAUGAAAUGGAUGGUACAGAGAUGGAGAAGUGGUAAAAGAAAACCAGCUCCGACAAUGCUUACUCAAUCAGAUCAAACUUAUCCACAUUUACGAGUACAUCUCGCAAAUCACUUAUCAUCUAAUAAUAAUGAUAAUCCUAGACACAGUUCAACUACAGCUACUUCUACUUCUGCUAAUCCUGAUAAUGGUAAUCCAUUAGGAGGUAUUGAUUAUGAAUACUACGCUCAGCGAUUUCAUAACAUCGAAAAUAUCCUAGGGUUGGCCAUGAAUGAAGCUGAUUCCCAUAAUCCAGUGACAAAUUAACAUUGUAUUAUAAUUUUUUUUCUCUGUUUUAAAUUAUUUAUAAAAUUAUAUUAAUUUAGAAUAAUAUUUUUAUAUUUUGUACGAGUUAUGAUUUUUUUUUGUAAAAUAGGUAAAAAUUUUUCAAUCAAUUGUCUGCAUUUUUUUAAAAAAUUGAAUUUGACUAUUGAUUUAUUUUAUUUAAAUAAUUGAUUUAUGUAAUUAAUAAUUGUAGUAUGAAAUUAUAAUUGUACAGAGUGUCGUGAAUUUAAAAUUUACACAGACGAUCUUCCAUUUUUAUAGAAACACCAAAGUUCAUUUUUUUCUUAAUAUUUUUGAUUGUGCUGCAAAAAAAACAAAUUUAUUAAAACUAAAAUGUUUAUA